UGAAAAUGAAGUCAAUAAUGAAAAUAUCUAGUCUAAUCGGUAUUAGUAUCAAUUUAUUGAUAUUAAUAAAUAAUGUUAAAACAUAUUCGUUAAUUAAGGAUUUACGUUUAAAUGAUUCAGGACAAUGUGAAUUAAAUGGUUUAAUAUUAGAACCGGGUGAACGUCAAAAUCAUCCAGAUGAAUGUUUACAAAUUGUAUGUUUUAGAGAUGGUAGUGGACGUGCUAAAGUUAAUUACUGCCCAUGGGAUCCAGAUGCAGAAUAUUUAGAUACAACACUUCCUUAUCCAAAAUGUUGUAAAGUUAAGGAUUCUAAACCAGCACAACGUUUUCAUAGUUAUAGAGAACCAGGUGGUGGUUAUAGAUCUAGUAAAAGAGUUUUAAUACAAAAUAAUCAAUCAAAUCAACAAUCUGAUUCAUCUGAUAAUGAUAUUAGUGAAGACAAACCCUACAGAAAAUCUUCAAAUAAUCGACAUGAUAAUGUUAGAAAUAAUGAUGAUGAUGAUGAUAUUGAUAAUGAUAACGAAAAUGAUAGAGCAUCAAUUCAAAAACCCGUCAAACCAAUAAAUAAAAUUCAAACUCGUAAACCAUUUUUCAAAAAACCUGCAAUAACAACAACAACAGCUGCAUCAAUUGAUAAUUCAGAUGAAAUUUUAGAAUUAGAAUCAGAAGUAGAUUCGAAUAAAGAUAAUUCUGAAAUUAAAAUAGAAUCAACAACAAAAAGUUUUUUUCGUAGACCAUCAAGACCUUCAUCAAUAAGAGUUACAAAAUCUCAGUUAUCACAAUCGUUAAAUGAAAAUUCAAUUGAUGAACAUGAAACUUCAAAAAAACCAAUUGAUCGAAUAAAAUCAACUGAAGCUACUUCCUCUACCACUACAACAACAACAGAAGCAACUACUACAACAACAACAACAAAGGCAGCAACCACCACAACAACAGAAGCAAGUACAACGGAAAAAAUUUUAGAAACUACUGUUGAAUCAGAUAUCGAAUCUGAUAAGAAAUCAGAUAUAGAAUUAGAAUCAAAGGAUACAAGAUCAAAUGACAAAGAUUCUAAUGAAAAUGAAAAAAAAGAUUCGGAUGAGUCAUCAAAAUCGCUACCAAAUGAAAAUGAAUCAGAAUCAAAUUUAGAAAAGUCAACUGAAGUUGCGCUUGAAAAAGAUUCAGCGAAAGAAGUGGAGACAACCACAAUAAAAUUACAAGUAUCGACAAGCGGUGAAUCAUCAUCAACAACAGAAUCUACAACAUCAACAGAAGCAACGACAGAAAGUAAAAAUGAUUCAAAUGAAAAAGAUAAAAAGGAUGAAGAUUCACAAGAAUCAGUUAAACCAACUUCACGACCUAUAAAUUCUAGAAGACCUAGACCUAUUGGUCGAACUAGAGGCACAACAGCUUCUACUGAAGAAAUAACGACAAUUUCAACUCCAAUUGAAGAAGAAACUAGUACUAGGAGUAGAACAAGAUUAAGACCAUCUAGAGCUCAAAAUAUAAAAACAUUUAAAAAUGAGAUCCCUUUAGAUUUAAGUAAAAUCAAUGAUGACAUAGAUGAAAAUGAAAAUUAUCCAAAAUGGUAUAUAAAUAAAGAAUCUACCCCGCCGGUUUUGACAACAACACCUGUUAUUUCUUCAAUUGAAUCAAUUGAACCAAUACCUGUAACAACUGAAUUUAUUCCUGAAACAACUGAAACUUCAGAUGACCAGAUAAUUGGUGGCAUUACUGAUCGAAAAAUUCCAUCGCGAUUUACAUUUAAAAAUUUUUAUGAAGAUGAAGAAUCUAUUACUGAAUCUACUGUAGAUGAGAAAAUUGAUGAAGAUAUUGAUAUAACGAUUAACAGCACUACAACAAUUCCAAUUGAUUUGGAUGAAGACAAAGUAGUUACUUCAAGAUCGAUAUCACCUGAAGCAAGUGAAUUGGUUACAAAUUCAGAAUCUCAAAUUAGGGAAACAGAAAUAAACCGAGAAGCAAAAUCAGUAACCGAUGAUUCAAAACAAAAAAUUGAUGAUCAAGACCAAAAAGUUAUUGAAAAUUCCAAAGAGUUAGCGAUUGAAUCAGACAAUUUGAAAAAUUUAAAUAAAAACUUGAACAAUGACGAUUUUGAAAAGCAGACUGUAUUAAGUCAAAUUGAUGUGACAACUGAAAAAGAACAAGAGAUUACAGACAAACUUCAGUCUAAUUCUAAUGAUAUGAUAGGUCAAAUUGAUUCAGAAGAAAAGAAGUCCAACGAUUCAUCGGAAAGCGAAAUAAAAGAGAAUAUUAAACAAGAUUCCACUGAAUCAUCAAAAGAUAUAGCAGAAAAUAAAGAAAUUGAAAGUGUUUCAACAACUGAAAAUAAUUCUGAAUCCAAAAAUACAAUUAACGAAUCUAAUAAAGAUUCUCAUGUUCCUACACAGUCCAGUGACUCACAAAGUGAGCAAUCAGACAUAGCAGAGCUGGAAAAGAUCGCUGACAAAAAUGAUCAGGAUAAUGAAAGUGAUUUGGUAAAUAACACAAGUGAGACGGAAAGUUCUGAAGUUGGAAAUAUUUCAAUAGACGAUUCUAUUAAAGAACAAGUAGCAAAUUUAGAAAGUUCUCAAGAAUUAAAUGAAAUCGUCAAAAAUGAUUCGAAUGAUUUAGUUGGGGAAACGAAUUCUAUACCUGAAAACAAAAAUGACUUUUCUUUUAAUUUAAAUUCUGGUACUAAAACGGAUUCUGUAACAAAUUCUGACACUCGGGAAUCAAAAGAAUUAUCAAUCAACAAAGAUUUAUUAGGUAGCUCAAUUGAAGAAGCUCAAUCUAGUUUAGAUAAACAAUCAAAACUUGAUAUUAAACAAAUGGAAUUGAAUGAAAAUUCAAAAUUAUCUCAACAAAAAGAAUCAUCAUUUGACAAGAUCAAUUCAAAUCAACAAUUGCAAGAAAUAUUAAUUCCUGUUCAAAUAAUAAAUGUACCUGAUGAGGAAAUCAACGCAAUACCAUUAGAUUCAGAAUUAAACAGUAAUAUAAAAGAAGAUAAAAAUGAAAAAAUUAAAUUAGGACAAGAAAUUCAAAAAAUUAAUAAAGAAAAUGAGUCAGUGUUAAAUUUGGAAAAAAAUAUGGAUGAACAAGUUUCUAAAACAAAUGAUUUGAAUAAAUUUGAGCAAAUUGCAGUACCGGAUAUAAAUAUUUCAAGUGGAUUAACAAAAGAAAAUGAAAAUGUUGAUCAAACUAAGUUUGUAGAAAGCUCAGUUGGAGAUAAAAAUUUAGACGUUUCAGUUAAUAAGGAGGCCUCAAAAACUGAAUCUAGCACAAAUGGGUUGGAUAUAACGACUGAUAAACAAGACGUGAGGCUAGAUAAUUCGGAACAAAAGCAAAUAAUAGAAAAUUUGGAAACCCUGGACAACUCAACUGUAGAUGAUGAUAAUGUGAAACCAAAUGAACAAAUUACUGGAAAUAAACGAGAAAUAAAUGAAAAUAGUCAAAAUUUUUCUGAUAGUUUUCAAGGAUCUAUUGAUGGACAACAAAAACUUUUAGAUAGCAACGAAGAAUUAAGAGCAUUAUUACAAGAGUUUGAUGAAACUCGACAAAAAAUUUUGGACACUAACGAAAAAUUAGGCCAAUUAUUACAAUCAAAUUUAAAUUCUGGACAAGAAAAAAUUGAAAAGGACAAUUCUGUACAACAAACGAUAAUUGAAAAUGCUUCAACACAAUCAAGUAAUAACCAAAAAUCUACUGAUACGCAACUUUUAGAUAAAGAGAAAAAAGAAAUCGAGAAUGGUUCAAUAGAGUACAGUAGCAGCAGUCAGGAUUCUUUUAACAUUGAACAAAAAGUUUCAGAUAGCAAUGCAGAGUUAAAACAAAUCUUAGAAGAGAAUGCAAAAUCAAAAGAUUCUGUGCAAGAAAAAGUAGUCGAAAGUGAUUCGAUACUGUCAAAUAUCAAUCGAGAAACCAUUCAUACCGAACAAAAGCUAUUGAAUAACGACGCCGAAUUAAGAUCCGUUUUAGAAGAAAAUGCAAAAUUGAAGGACUCAUCACAAGAGAAAACAGUUGAAAGUGGUUCAAUUCAAUCAAAUAGUAAUCAAGAAAUUAUUCACACCGAACAAAAACUGUUGAAUAACGACGCGGAAUUGAGAUCAGUUUUAGAAGAAAAUACAAAAUUAAAGGACUCCUCCAAGGAGAAGGUAGUUGAAAGUGGUCCAAUUCAUCCAAAUGGUAAUCAGGAAAAUAUUCACACCGAACAAAAACUGUUGAAUAACGAUGCGGAAUUGAGAUCAGUUUUAGAAGAAAAUACAAAAUUAAAGGACUCCUCAAAGGAGAAAGUAGUUGAAAGUGGUUCAAUUCAAUCAAAUAGUAAUCAGGAAAAUAUUCACAACGAACAAAAACUGUUGAAUAACGCGGAAUUGAGAUCAGUUUUGGAAGAAAAUUCAAAAUUAAAGGACUCCUCAAAGAAGAAGGUAGUUGAAAGUGGUUCAAUUCAAUCAAAUAGUAAUCAGGAAAAUAUUCACACCGAACAAAAACUGUUGAAUAACGAUGCGGAAUUGAGAUCAGUUUUGGAAGAAAAUUCAAAAUUAAAGGACUCCUCACAAGAGAAGGUAGUUGAAAGUGGUUCAAUUCAAUCCAGUAGUAAUCAGGAAACUAUUCACACCGAACAAAAACAGUUGAAUAACGAGGCAGAAUUGAGAUCAGUUUUAGAAGAAAAUGCAAAAUUAAAGGACUUCUCACAAGAGAAGGUAGUUGAAAGUGGUUCAAUUCAAUCAAAUAGUAAUCAGGAAACUAUUCACACCGGCCAAAAACUGUUGAACAACGAUGCAGAAUUGAGAUCAGUUUUAGAAGAGAAUGCGAAAUUAAAAGACUCGUCGCAAAAGACAGUACUUGAAAGUGCUUCAAUACAAUUGAGUAGUGAUCAGGGCACUAUUCACACUGAACAAAAACUUUUAAACAGCGACACAGAAUUUAGGCGUGUUGUAGAAGAAAAUGCACAGUUAAAAGAUUCUACAGAAGAAAAGGUAGCCAACAGUGGUUCAAUGCAAUCCAAUAGUAAUCAGGAAACUAUUCACACCGAACAAAAACUUUUAAAUAACGAUGCAGAAUUGAGAUCAGUUUUAGAAGAAAAUACAAAGUCAAAGGACUCUUCGCAAGAGAAAGUAGUUGAAAGUGGUUUAAUACAGUCAAUUAACAAUCAGGAAACUAUUCAAAAUGAACAAAAACUUUUAGAUAGCAAUGCAGAAUUGAAACAAAUUUCAGAAGAGAAUAACAAAUUGCUGAAUUCUGCAAAGAUAGUCGAAAACAGUUCAAUACAAACAACUGAUAAACAGGAAUCUGUUCAAAGUGAACAAAAGCUUUUAGACAAUAGUGCUGAGUUGAGAAAAAUCUUAGAUGAAAGCACAAAAUCGAAAGAAUCUAUAGGAACACAAACAGCUGCAAUCGAUUCAAUACAAUUGAAUAGUGAUUUACAUAAAGAUCAAAAACAUUUUAAAGAAAUUUAUGGUUCUAUACAAGAAUCUUUAAAUAAAGAUCAAAUAUCUGAUCAAUUAAAAUUUAAUCAAGACUCUAUUGAUACCCAGCAACAAAAAACUUUUAAUGAAGAUAUUGAACUUAAACAAUUAUUAAAAGAAUUAGAAACAAAAGGUCAAGAAUUCGAUACACAACAAAGAACAUUAUCAGAUGAUCAUUUUAAAGAUUUAAUACAUUCUGAAUUUUCAAAUGAUUAUCAACAGAGAACAUUACGGGAUGAUAGUAUUGAACCAAUAUAUUUUCGUGAAAAAGGACGUUAUAGAAUUGUACCUGGAGGGAUAGAUUUUGAACAUUUACACGUGGAAUAAAACACAAAAAAAAAACAAUACAGAGAGAUCACCAGUAUUUCGAAAAGAAAUACCAAAAUGACUAAAUCACAUUUUACUAAAAGAAUAAAUAAAAAGUCAAAAUAAACAAGGAAUCAACAAUUCCAUACCGUUUACCGACGACUAUAAAUUAACAAAACAAAAAAAAAACCAAAAAAAAAAAAAAACACAAAAAAAAAAUAUGAAAAGGAAACAAAGAAUUAAUUUGUAUAAUUUCAUAAAUUUAUCACCAGAUGACAUCACACUAGUUUUAUUUUUAAAAAUUUUUUAUUUUUUAUUUUUGAAUUUCAUCAUUUCAUUUAUCAUUAUUUUUAUUAUCCAAAAUUGAUUUAAACCAUUUUUUCUUUUUCAACACAACACAUAUGCAUUUCGAAAGGAGUAAAUGACAUGAAAUAAGUUUAUACAUAUUUUGACUUAAUAGUUAUAUAGCUUCAUAAAUAAAAUUGAGAGGAAGAAUCAAUGUUACCAAUUCAAUUAAAUAUGACAUAUGAAAUAACGUAAUAGUAAAUAAUUUGACAUAUAAAAUAAUAAGGAAUAUAAUGUUUCGUAAUACGGGUGAAUAAACUGUAUGAGAGAAAAUUUUAACUAUUAUACAUCAAUUAAUAUUGGAUUACUUAUAGUCACUAUAUUUACAUAAUUUAAUAUUAUUAAUAACUAGUCAAUAUAAAAAAAAAUUGUUCUUUAAAAUAUUAACAAAAAUAUUUUUGUACAGAAUUUUAUGUGCUUAUGUCAAUUUCUUGUCAU
This is a messenger RNA of Condylostylus longicornis, 6533 nucleotides long. Its product is annotated as myb-like protein X. Lineage: Eukaryota; Metazoa; Arthropoda; Insecta; Diptera; Dolichopodidae. The coding region runs from base 6 to 5771 and encodes 1921 amino acids. The record is from RefSeq and is a predicted model, not a curated record. The transcript has 3 exons.